This is a messenger RNA of Vigna umbellata (rice bean), 929 nucleotides long. The record is from RefSeq and is a predicted model, not a curated record. NCBI's taxonomy places the organism in Eukaryota, Viridiplantae, Streptophyta, Magnoliopsida, Fabales, Fabaceae.
AGAGAAAAUUGGUAUGAGCAUAAACUAGAAAAAAACCUUAACUAUGUAAAACCUCACACUCUCAGCUUCGAUUCCUGUAAGGAAAAAAAAAGUAAAGAAGAAAUGCUGAGAAGAGCGUUGCGGCAAUGUUACUCACUUCAUCGCCCCACGGUGCCACGACACUAUCGAAGGUUCUGUUCUUCUUCUUCUUCAGAGACCACUGCAACCACAAUAUCCAUUGACCGUUCUACCCUUUACAAUCCACCUGAGCAUGCUCACCACCCAACUUCUGAUUCCGAGCUCGUCAAGCACCUCAAAGGCAUCAUCAAGUUUCGUGGAGGGCCUAUUUCCCUUGGUGAGUACAUGUCCGAAGUUUUGACAAAUCCUAAAGCUGGGUACUACAUCAAUCGGGAUGUUUUUGGAGCAGAGGGUGACUUUAUCACCUCUCCCGAAGUUAGCCAGAUGUUUGGUGAGAUGGUUGGUGUCUGGGUGAUGUGUCUUUGGCAGCAAAUGGGCCAACCUCAGAGAAUAAAUCUAGUUGAGCUUGGCCCCGGACGAGGAACUCUCAUGGCCGAUCUCCUUCGCGGUGCUUCAAAGUUUAAGAACUUCAUUGAGUCAUUGCAUGUGCACUUGGUGGAAUGUAGUCCAGCACUGCAGAAGCUUCAGCACCAGAACUUGAAAUGCGUUGAGGAAGAGAAUGGUUCUCAAGAUACUGAUGUAAGAACUGCCAGGUCUUUGUUUGGUACUCCUGUAUCGUGGCAUGCAAUGCUGGAGCAGAUUCCAUCAGGAUGUAUGUAAUGCUUUUCCAAUGAAAAUAGACUUUUGGGCAUAGAAUAUGUGCCAACAAUUAUAAUUGCGCAUGAGUUCUUUGAUGCCCUUCCAGUCCACCAGUUUCAGAAAGCAUCUCGAGGCUGGUGUGAGAAAAUGGUUGAUGUGGCAGAAGAUUCAUC